Messenger RNA from Dissoconium aciculare CBS 342.82, 2573 nucleotides. RefSeq lists its product as uncharacterized. The record is from RefSeq and is a predicted model, not a curated record. The transcript has a single exon. Lineage: Eukaryota; Fungi; Ascomycota; Dothideomycetes; Mycosphaerellales; Dissoconiaceae. Bases 253 to 2547 code for a protein of 764 amino acids.
CUGGAGUGCUUGUACUUAAAUCAAGUCUUCCUCCAGCCCAGUCAAUCAUUUCCUACAGCAUCCAACACAUUCUUUCAAGAUCUCAAGACUCCUCUCGACAAAGUCGCACGCUGACAGCUUUUCUCGACCUGAUCCCUCGCAGUGCGAACAUCAGUCGUUGCUGUACGCCCAAAGCAUAGCCUCUGAUCUCAAGCAAGUGCCUCCUAGACCCGAAUCGCAGAAUCACCGAGGAUCAUUUCUCAAGCGUUCAUAAUGGUCAACCAUCUGGCCCUCCUAGGCUUUGCAGGCCUCGCCUCGGCUGUUGGGAGCAACAAUGGGUACUACGGUCUGCCGGCUGUUGGGAGCAACAAUGGGUACUACGGUCUGCCGCCUGUUGGGAGCAACAAUGGGUACUACGGUCUGCCGCCUGUUUAUGAGGCCGGUGGCGUAAAGGGCAGCACCUCUGUGGUGGAAGGAGGGGCCACUGGUCAUCCCACCAGUGAUGCUACUCCUCACUCGAGUACAACUGUAGCAGGAGAAGUUGGUACUCCCAAGGCGUUCGCGACCCCGGAAAGAUUCACGGUCAAAUACCCUUUGGAAGCAACUGCGACUACAACGGCACACGAGUCCGCUAUCACAGCCGUUACUUCGUACAAGACGUCUCAUGAAGAGCCAUUGUACGGCAUCCUCACUGUGAUCCCAUACCACCAAUCGAGCAAGACUGGCCCGACUUACCAGGUGGGCAAGUCUUCUUCCUUGUAUGGUACCACCAAAUCUGGGCCACACUCCGAGAUUUCGUCUAGCACAUCGGAAGAAACGCACCAUACCGCGACCUCAACCUACGAGUGGUUUCACAAGACAAUCGUCCACGAGACGACUACAUCGACUCUUCACGCAGGAACCCCGAGUGUGCCUGUCCAUGAGUCUACUAAGUCGCCAGCCAGCUACGCUCCUCACCUUCUUCCUCCAAUCUACAAGCCUGGCCAUGUCUCUGCUCCACCCAAGCCUGCUCAUUCUGCCCCGACUUACGACCUGCUGCACUCCAACCCAAUCUACGAGAUUCCCAAGUACUUGGCAACCCAUGGAUCUCACUCCGCUUCGGAGAACAAGCCUACCCAUGCUGCAUCCAUUUACAAGCCGACCCAUGCUGCGUCCAUUUACAAGCCUACCCAUGCUGCGUCUAUUUACAAGCCGACUCUUGUAACCCCUAUCUACCAUAUCGGAUCUGAAGUGCCCGCCAUUUCGUCGGCCCUGUACUCAAUCUAUUCUGUUGUGACUCAUGCAAUUCACCCACCUACGCAUGCUGCUUCUGCCAGCCACAGCCACCCGGAGUCGUCGAAGCCUGCUACGAACUAUCCCCUCACGUCAGUCUCCACCUAUGCAUCAUCCCUGACUCCUGGCCAAUCUUCCCACCCGGCUCCCACCGGACCGAUCAAGUCAAGUGCGACUCAUGUGUCCCAUUACCCUGCGCCCUACCCCACCGGCCCGGCCCCGUUUCACUCGGUUCAACUUCCAUCGAUUUAUUUGCACCCCUCGGCCUUCACGAAUAUCUACCGCACUCAGUCGGCAUCUCACACCAUCGCAUCGCCUGUCCAUUCUACAACCGUGUACCAUGGAAGCACCGCUUCCUACAAACAUGAGUCCUCGGCGAGCGCCACUACUCCAGCUACUUACAAACCUGAUUCCUCAGGGACCUCCGCUGCCUCUGCUACUUACGAGUCUAAGACAACCACUGCCGGCCACGCGACCACCGUGUACACAACGACCUGCCCGGUCAGCACUACGAUCACCGUCGGCGGCAGUGCCUACGUCUCCAAAUACGUCACAGUGUCCACCGUGACCGAGGUGUACCAUGCGCCCGAGACCCACGCCCAGAGCUACCUUCAGUCCGGCCCUACAGAUGUUGCUGCUCCAUCAAAGAAGACAUCUCCCGUGUACCGCUCCGAGCAUGAGCCUUAUGAGCAACCUAGCGCACCGGUCUACCCAACCGAGAUUAUCUACUCCACUAAGCAGACCACCGUCAUUGGCUGCUCCCCUGGCUCCGAGGGCUGCGAUGCCACCACCACCACCAUCGUCGUGCCGACCAUCGCUGUUUCCACCUACACCAUCACCGUCAAAUCUGCUUCGCCAUCCGCUCCUGCUGGGUCCGCAAGUGCUCCUCCGGCCUCCGACCUGCCCUCAACCAGCUGCUCCACUGAGACUACCCCCUCGACGUACGCGGCUCCUCCUCCCUACCAAACAUCUCCUGCCAGUGCCACCAUCACCAGCGCUCCUCCAGCCAAGACCGCCCCCGCCCCUGCUCCGUACCCACCAGCCGCCUACAGCAGCGACAGCGUCGGCAGUGCGAUCCGCUACGAGUCCGUCCUGGUGGUGCCUCGUCCGGCUUCGAGCGCACUCGCGUCCAUCACCGUCGUGCCCCGCCCGGUCCCCACCGACGCACCCAAGCAGUACGGCGGUGCGUCGUCCACUCGGCCCAGCAUCGCGGUACAGUCCGGCAACAGCGGUGUGGCGAACAAGCCCGCUGCGGCCUUCCUCGCUGGUGCUUUCGCGCUCGCGGCGCUGCUCUAAGCGAACGUUAUCGCUUCACAGUCGCG